Messenger RNA from Adineta ricciae, 2349 nucleotides. NCBI's taxonomy places the organism in Eukaryota, Metazoa, Rotifera, Eurotatoria, Adinetida, Adinetidae. The record is from the annotation of a GenBank genome assembly.
AUGAGUGAUGGCCAAGCCCUUCCGACGCAAUUCAAUCCAAUUCCGAGGGAUAUUUCUUUUAUUUCUCCGACUAUUUCGGCAUUGUCAUUACAAUCUGAACCGAAAAUAAAAGGUCGAUACCUUCAACAAUAUGGACCGUUUGGUGUACUUGUAGUACUGUUACUGGUCAUUUUAAUUAUCGUUGCAGUUAUUGUUUCUCGAACGUCGUCUUAUUCAGCAGCACCUAUUGCAAUAACACCAAUACAACAUGCUAACAAAUCAGUAGAGAAGAAUGAUUCAUUAGUAGCGUCAAUUGAGCUCGAGAAUAUGCUCGUUCAUCUUCGUCAAUUAACCAGUCGUGCAAUAGGAACAGUGGCAUUCAAUCGAACCAUGGAUUAUCUUACUGGACAACUGAACAAAGAAAGUAGUUUGACUGUUCAAAAAUAUUACUUCUCUGUGCCUCGCUCAGAACUUGCUGGUCGUCCAAUACUUAUGGCUUUACCGAACACAUCGAAUGCAUCGCUAUUCCAGUACCCCAGUGAUUUCGUUUCCAUGGAUCUUUCAAAAGAAGCACGCAACUGGUCAUUGCUCGAGGGGCGACCGUUGUCCGUUGUUUCUCGUCUAGGUUGUUUGAUAGAAGAUUGGAAUGCAAUUAAAGAAGGUGAUGUAGCUCUAGUUAGAAGAGGUAUUUGCACAUUUGUUGAAAAAGUUCUCUUUGGAAUGAGCAAACGUGCUAGUGCCGUACUGAUUUACAAUGAUGGAUUGACUAUGGAUCGUUUCGAACCAUUGAAUGGAACACGGGCACCGAGGAAUAAUACUAUACCAACCUUGUUUCUAUCGUACGGAGCAGGCAUGCGACUUAUUCUGGAAAAUAUCACUCGAGUUUACCUGAAAUUGGAAUAUCGAGAACUUUCACCUGCUAUUGUAACCAAUGUAUGUGCCGAUACAAAAUUAGGCAAUCCGAAUCACACUAUUGUUGUUGGUAGUCAUAGCGAUAGCGUUGCGGCAGGCCCUGGCUUGAAUGACAAUGGUAGUGGAUUUGCAGCAACAUUAGCAAUUGCACUGAAUUUAGCACGUUUAUUGACUUAUACAAACUAUGGGUUGACUAUGCAUUCUCGUAUAAAAUUCUGUUGGUGGGGCGGAGAAGAAGCCGGUUUAUUAGGUUCAAAAAAUUUCGUCAAACGAGCUAAAGCCGAUGGUUCACUUAGUGCAUAUUCUGUAAACCUGAAUUUUGAUAUGUUAGCAUCACCGAACUUUAUCUUUGGAGUUUAUGACGGUAAAACAGCUAAUAAUCAAACGACUCCAGUGCGUGCAUUACCUGGUAGUAACCGAAUUACGCGUCUAUUUACAGAAUAUUUUGAUCGAAAUCAUCUACCGUGGGACUAUACAGAAUUCAGUGGUCGAAGUGAUUAUGGUCCUUUCCUUGCUGAAGGUAUAGCAUGUGGCGGCCUAUUCUCAGGUGCGGAUGAUGUUAGAACUGAAGAGCAACGUGAUCGGUAUUCGAAUAUGUUAGGCCCGGCCUUUAAAGGAAUGGCUAAUGCCGACCUUGAUCCAUGCUAUCAUAGAAAAUGUGACACAUUGGAAAAUUUAAAUACUUUCGCUUACCUUCAUAUGGUUAAAGCAGCUGCUCAUGCAAUCGAAUAUCUAGGCGAAAGUGAAAAGAACAAAACAAUUCGCAUAAUGAAAGUAUUUCUUGCUGUUCUCCUUGCUAGUUUAGCUCUCGUUCAUGGUGCUAUACCACGUUCACGAUGUACUAUGCAGUUACGUGCUGGCGGCCUUUCAGCGAAUUACAACGAAAGUAUUGCUCACGCAAUUCAUUCAAUGACGGUUCAAGGUUUACAACUCUUUAAUCCACGUGCUACUGAAAAGAAUACAAUUCCAACAGUCAAUCACAACUUGCAUGACAAAAACGGACAAAAAGUUCUUAUGUAUGCACCAAACGACCAACUUCCAUCCGAUUACUUCGAUUUCACCAUGAAUAUGAUUGACAAAAUCCUCUCUAUGAUCGGCAAAUCCGAUGAUGGUCUUGGUGCUCACUGGUCAUCAACCGAACGAAUAGUCCACAAAUUUCAUAUGUGGGAUUUAUGGCUCCGUCUUCAAAAAGAAGUCCGUGAAUUGAAAACCAAACCAAGCGGAUCCAUCUGCAAAUGCGUUUUGGAUGUUGAAUCCAACGGUAUCUUUCAAGCUGUUCAAUGGAUCGCUGCCCAUUAUGAAUCAGGUACACCAAUUACUCUACUCGACCGUCCAAUUCCAAAAUUGACCGAUUCCGAAACAUGGGCCUUCUGGAAGAACGAUCUUCUUCACUACUACACACCAGAAGCUCUUCACGAUGCUGCCGUUUAUCUUCAUUGUGCAACCAAAGAUUUCUAA